Molecule: messenger RNA, 603 nt
Organism: Nomia melanderi (Alkali bee)
Lineage: Eukaryota; Metazoa; Arthropoda; Insecta; Hymenoptera; Halictidae
Source: RefSeq, a predicted model, not a curated record
GCGGGAUAUCUGGCUGGCACUCACCAUCGCUGGAUGCAGCUGAGGGACGCUGAGGAAAUGGCCACGUGACGAGACAGAGGAGCGAACGGUGCCGCCAAGAUGAACACGAACGGCAAUGUCGGCUCGCAGGAGGGUGGUAACGGUACCGAUUACGGUUCGAGCGAGGAGACGGCCGCCUUGCUGAGCAGGGCGCCACCCCCGCCGGUCGUGGUUGCCGCGGCGUCUCAGGGCAAGCCGGUGCUCACGCGACAGGAUCGGGCGACGUUUUUGGUCGCCUCGCCACAGUUGUCCGUCUCGGGGCUCGGCGGCUCCGAGGAGAGCGGCACCACCGAGGAUCUGGCAUCGAGAUCGGUACCGGACAUCGAGCUGCAUUGCAGGCUCGGCGACACCCAGCCGAAGCCGCAACCGCCGCCACAGCCGCAACCGCAAACGCAAACGCAGACGCAGUCGCAGACGCAAACGCAGACGCAAGUACAGCAACCGGUCGUGCCUACUAUUUACCGGUCCAGGCAGACGUCCCAUCAGCACAGGUGUCGAUGCGACCGUAGGGACUCCCUGGCGCCUUCGUCCGCCUUUCACCUUGCGCGCAGCGUUUCCAGGUAG